UCUUCAUCAUUCAUUCAUCUCUCAGAAUCCAAAGAUUCCAAACGAAAAUCACCGAUCAAAACCUCAGAUUCCUCUCUUCAGAUUUAUCGAAUAUGUUUCAAUCUUUCUCUUCAAUGGCGGAGGCUUCUCCUUUAUGCUUCUCCACCUUCUCUUAUUCUCCUUUUUCCUCCCUCCUUCGCUCUAAGGACUCUUCUUCUCUCAUCUCGAUUCGCAGGUCCUUGUUUCCACGAUCUCAUCCUUCAAAUCGAAUCGUCCGUAUCCAUGCGAAAUCAUCGAAUUCCGGCGGAUUUCUAGGCGGUGAUCCAUUCGGACAGUUUCCCUGGGAAGCAUCAGAAGCCGAUGACGCUAUACAAUGGGUUCCUGAGGAAAGAGUAACAUUGUUCACUUCUGAUGGUCUGGUUCAGAUUGGUGGAUUCAUGGUUCCUCGACGCAGAUCAUCUUUAGAUAAGAAAGAAGGGAAGUCAAAAAGAUUGCAGAGAUUUCAAGAAAGUGAUUACAUGGAUCCAAAUCAAGGCCUAUGUCUUGGUGCACUAUUUGAUAUUGCAGCAACAAAUGGACAUGAUACGGGUAGAAGGCUUUGUAUACUAGGGUUUUGCCGUUCUAUAGAGAUGUUGAGUGAUGUUGUCGAAGACACGGUUUUAGAACACGGUGGAGAGAUAGUUGCUGCAAAGAAGGCAAGUAAAGGAGGGCUACACGAGAAACUAACGAUGACAGUUGCAGUUCCCUUGCUUUGGGGUGUUCCUCCUGCUUCUGAUACGCUCCAUCGCGCAGUUAGGAGCGGCGGAGGUAUUGUAGAUAAAGUGUAUUGGCAAUGGGAUUUCUUGUAAGUAAAAUUCAUUCGUAAAUCACCAACCAAAUCUUUCUAACCUCAAUGUUUUCUAUUAUGUAAAUAAAAAUGUACAUUACCAUGUCUGUUUGCAACUGUAAAAACAACAGUACAAUUUUAUUCAAUAAUAAUAAUACACUAUGAUUUGCAUCAAA
Impatiens glandulifera is the source of this 981-nucleotide messenger RNA. RefSeq lists its product as uncharacterized. Bases 93 to 827 code for a protein of 244 amino acids. NCBI's taxonomy places the organism in Eukaryota, Viridiplantae, Streptophyta, Magnoliopsida, Ericales, Balsaminaceae. The record is from RefSeq and is a predicted model, not a curated record. The transcript is spliced from 5 exons.